UUCAAGGCUCGAUCUUCUCUCGAUCUCCUCCUACGUCCUCAAAAACAGUUAUCGACCUCGCCCUCCCCCACAUUCGCAUCCUCGCAUUCGCUGUGAGCAACUUCUCGUUCGCUGCUGACAACUACAGCUUCGUUGCAUACUUAUCAGUCAUUGUCAUCCCCUCGGCCUGUAUUUUUGUUUGUGCCGUGUGCGGAAUCUGCCGUCUAUUUUUUUCGCGCCGUCUUUUUCGCCACGAAGAAUCGCGUACCUGCAACCAUGCCUUCACCACUGCCCUCAAGUUUUGCCUCUGCCGCUGCUGGCAACAACCAGGAUUCUAGGAGAGAUGGCUCCGUUGGCGGCGAAUGGACAAGGUCCCGCAUGAACGGAGCGACGCAGACAUUCCGCCGCCCGUCCGUCGCGACGAAUCUUUCGCAUAGUCGUGAUAGCAGUCAACCUAUCUACCAAUCCCGUAAUGGUUCCGCUUCUGAUAGUCGAUAUUCCAAGGAGCAACUUCUCAAUAUCUUCAAGAACCAACGAGAUUCAGGGACUUUGGGAAAGAAUAUGGGGGACCAUUUCUUAGCAACUUGGAACCCGCUUGAAGAGACAUCGACUACAAACGGUGCUUGGAUGAAGCGAGAGGACCAAAAAGAUGCACCUUCGGGUCCGGAAGUCUGUUGGGAUCAUCUAGGGUUGCAUGGGCCGCUGGGGCUGACGGAUUUGACUGAAGACGAAAGAGAGUUGUUCACGACUACCGUUAACUCUCCACUAAAACCUCCACCGUCAAGUGCAUCGAAAGAUAAUACCAGUGCCGUGGGGGGACGUAAAUCAUCUGUUUCGCAUACCAACACCUUCAAUACCUCGUCCCCUAGCUCUGGGAGACCCCCUGUCCGACGCCGCGAAACUCAAGAUUCUACGGGUAACCCAAUGUCACCAACGAGUGGAUAUCGAUUCUUCAGAGAGGAGCCUAACACAACGACACCCCCUCCUUCCUUAUUGCGCCGCAAAACAGACAUCCGCGAUUCGAUUUCAACCAUAAAACCCGAAGAUAAAGACAGGAUAAAGGAUGCGCCCGGCCGUGAAGUUGCUGACGUCUCAUCUCCAUUUGGCUCCUUAAAACGCAGUACUACAAACCCAGUCGGGGUUGGAUUGGUGGGGGCUUCAUCUGCAUGGCCAUCAGCUUCUCAAAACGCCAAUCUUACGCCGAUGGGCGCAUUUGGCAGCUUUUCUCUCGGUGCAACCAAUUCUCAACCUAGUUCUGCAACCGAAAAACGUCCCGGUUACGGUAGUCUCCGCGGUGAAAGCAGGUUCAAAGGUCUCCUCUCGAAAGAUAGCUCAGAAGAUGUAGGAACGUUGGCGAAAGAUAAAGGGUUGCAAAAAGGACUAGAUCGUCUCACCGAGAAUGAAGGAGGAAGUCGCUCUCAAUCUCCAUGGGGUGAGCCUGUCAAGAACCGUGCUGCUCGUAGUGAAACAAAUCCGUUUGACGAGCCACGGAGCGGCAGCGCUUCUCUUGGGGGCUCCCAAGAAGUUGGAUCAGGCGUUGAUGAGCUUGGAUUCGGUGCAUUUGGUAUGACUGCCGGGGUCCCAGGCCUCCGAGAGCUGAUGGGCCGUGGCGAAGGCGCCCCCGAUUCUUCUAGUCAUCUACAUGGUUUGCAUGGCCUAGAACCAACCAGCCCGACAAAUACAAACCCCUAUCAAAGCCCAAGAGGUGAGAAGGUCGACGAUGAUGUGGAUACAGAUGGCUCAGAUGUUCAACGAACUCAGCAUCCGGGCUUAAGCGGGUUACGCGAUGAAGCAGCUGCUGCCUUUGGGCCCAUGCGACGAGCAGGCUCUGGGCUGGAUAAUCCUGUAGGCGAUCGCAGUCAGACUUCCAGUGCCGGGCCCGGUAGAAAUUUUUCGGGUCUGGGCGGCCUCGGUGCUGUACCUGGUCUUGGUGGAGCAGCUGGAUGGCCUUCCGCCGGGGCCAUUGGUACACCUACACGCGAGAGAGCUACAUUCACCGGUUUCAACGAUCCUAUUUUUGGUUCCAUGGCCGAGAUGCAAUCUCCAAGCCUUUCUACUCUUGGUGGAGGUGGUUUCUUCGGAUCUGGUGUUGGAAAUACAGGAAGUAUUGGCCGAACCAGCAAAAUGGGUGCUCUUUUCCCUGCUGCAAUGCAGGAGCAGGUUCAGGGUGACCAAGAUGGAGGUAGGCAACAAGAAUUCAACCCAUCUCCUUCAGCUUCAUCGUCACAGCUCCCUAUCCCUUCCUCAACGAGCGCUUUGCCCACUCCUUUAGCUUCAUUGGCAGAAGGCCCUCAGAGUAGUCAAACUCCGUCGGCCGGAAGCUCUGGUACAAUUCCUACUGCGCAGCAAAGGACUAUGGUCAUGCCAGAUCGUAUGCGUUGGAUAUACCGUGAUCCGCAAGGCAACAUCCAAGGACCGUGGUCGGGUUUGGAAAUGCAUGAUUGGUUCAAGGCGGGCUUUUUCACGGCUGAAUUGCAAGUCAAGAAGCUAGAAGAUCUCGACUUUGAGCCUUUGGCCCAGCUUGUCCGCCGUAUUGGUAACUCGCGCGAGCCAUUCCUUGUACCUCAAAUCGGUAUUCCUCAUGGCCCUGACCCUAGCUCCGGCUCUUGGACUGGAACGGCCCAAGCUGGAGCAGCGCAGCCUCCAUUUGCAAACAGUUUCCCAACUUUCGGAACGACACUAACCGCCGAGCAGCAGAACGCACUGGAAAGAAGGAAACAAGAAGAGCAAUACCUCAUGGCUAGACAAAAGGAACAUCUCGCUCAGCAACAAGCCAUGAUGAAGCAAAUCCAAUUACAAGGCGGACCCCAUAGCAUCCAACCUCAACUUCAGCAUCAUUCCAGUGCCCACAGUCUCCACAGUCAACCCAGCUUUGGAAGCAUUAACUCCCCUGCAGGUGGCUACCAACCUAGCCCUAUUCAUGGUCCUAUCCAGCCUCCACAGACCAUGCCCGGUUACUUCGAUGGGCCCUUCAGACAGAACAAUCUUCCUUUAGGGUCCCAGAUUCUGGGCACCGACUUCGGGAGUCAUGAAGAAUUGCCAGGAUUACUCGAUCGCCUGACCGUCAACCGAUCUGGCCCUUUCCCUCAAGGGUCACUAAGUGGUCGCCAACAGGAAGCUGGCAUAUCUUCACAGCAGAUCAAUUCCAUGCUACAAGACAGAGCGCGUCUCCAACAAGAACAAGAACAGUACGACAUGACCCACCCCGACAGUAUUUUUGAACAGCAAGCCCGCGACGAGCGUCUGCGUCAAUUCCAUGCACUACGUUCCGACGAAGAAGAACUUGGGUUGAGAGGCGGAGAAGGCCUGCCCACCCAUCCGACCGCGACCAUGGCACAGCAGGUUGAACAGACUCAUAUCGGAGCGGAAGACACCUUGUCAGAGAAGGAUCUAGAGUCAGAGACUUCCCUCAACGAACCGCUAUCUCUUUCGCAGCAAGUUCAGAAGGCAGCUACCGCUCAAAGACAACAGCAGAAACAGGCACAGACUGAAGCUGCGUGGACAAAAGGCGAUGUUGGCAUUCCACAUCCAUUCCCCCCUCCACCUUCCGCGUCGCCUCUUCCCGCGCCAGCAGCUCAGCGAAAUCGUCAAAAUGUGGCUGACGCUCUUGCUGCGACUUCUCGAUCGCAGAAUCAGACUCCUGUAGACACUCCAUCUACUUCCAUAGCUCCCUGGGCCAAGGACACCGUUGAUGCUCCCAAGGGACCAUCGUUGAAAGAAAUUCAGGAGGCAGAAGCACGAAGUGCUGCUCAACGUGAGGAGCUUGCAGCGCAGGCUCGUCGUGCUCAGUUUAUAGCUGAACAAGAGCGCCUUAGCCAGGCCCAGCAAACAGCAGCACCAGGAUUGCCUUCGACUGCUAAUUGGGCUAGUGGUGCAUCUCCAGUCACGGCCAGUGCGGCAAGCUCAGUUUGGUCUAAGCCUGUUGCUAAGGUUAGCGGAACCCCUGCCAAAACCCUUUCUCAGAUUCAGAAGGAAGAGGAAGCCCGUAAACAAAAACUCGCACAAAUUAGCACUAUCCAAGCCACCGCGAGCAGCCCUGUUGCAUCGGCUGCUGGGAAGCGGUACGCGGAUCUUGCCAGUAAGGUCGCUGCACCUCCUACUCCUACAGCUGCAGGUGCAUGGACUACUGUCGGCGCUGGAGGCAAAGCCAAAUCACAACCAACUGCACCAGUCACGCCUCGCUCCACCAGUGCUACUGUUUCUGUUCCUCAAGUGGCCAAAGGAAGACCAAUUGCCCCGAUUAGGACUUCCACCGUCAGCGCGACCCCAACUGCUAACCCGAACCGCGCUGCUGAGGAAUUUACGAAAUGGUCCAAGAUUACUCUCGGAAAGGGGCUCAACAGUGGGAUCAAUGUUGACGAUUUCGUUCAGCAAUUGCUACAAUUGCCUGCUGAAGCCGAGAUUAUCUCGGAUUCUGUUUACGCUAAUUCCCAAACCUUGGACGGUCGUCGUUUCGCAGAGGAAUUUAUCCGUCGCCGCAAGCUUGCUGACAAGGGAAUCGUUGAUCCUGUCAGCGCCAGUGCGUUCACAGACCCCAAAGCCUCUUCCGGCGGCUGGAGUGAGGUCGCGAAAAAAUCGUCUACUCAACCCAAACCAGAGGAAGAGGCUAGUGCUACAUUCAAGGUGGUUGCUGGAAAGAAGAAGGGCAAAAGGUAGACUUUUUUGGAUUUAAUUGUUUCCCAUUCAUAAUCAUGACUCCUAUCAUCAAAGUGGAUGACUUGAUGAGGCGAAUGAUGCAUGUGUAUAGUAUGAAAGAAAUUGAAGAGAGAAGAGGGAGGAACAUUUUGUUUAGGUAGCGAGCGUCCACAUCAGUCUUUUUAUUAUCUGUAAAGCUACAUUUUGCAUUGUACAAUUAUACAUUGGUUUUGAAUGCUUCAAAAUGUUCAGCAAUGUUUUUUUAUGCCACCUCAGCUACGCUGCACUACAUAGGUAGCAA
Molecule: messenger RNA, 4915 nt
Organism: Talaromyces proteolyticus
Lineage: Eukaryota; Fungi; Ascomycota; Eurotiomycetes; Eurotiales; Trichocomaceae
Exons: 7
Coding region: 256-4635 (1459 amino acids)
Molecular function (GO): protein binding
Source: RefSeq, a predicted model, not a curated record